Anguilla rostrata (American eel) is the source of this 5972-nucleotide messenger RNA. RefSeq names its product golgin subfamily A member 6-like protein 25. Lineage: Eukaryota; Metazoa; Chordata; Actinopteri; Anguilliformes; Anguillidae. The transcript is spliced from 3 exons. Bases 593 to 1780 code for a protein of 395 amino acids. The record is from RefSeq and is a predicted model, not a curated record.
AAACAUUGCAGGCAUAAAACUGAGUCGCAGAUUUGGGUUUAAGACUCUGUUGCCCCGGUAACAAGUCUGGUUGAACUGUGAACUUGCUUCGAAACCUAAAAUUCCGAGUUAAUCCAAAAAUGUAAACAAAUGAAUCGGGUAAACUGAGUUAGCCACAUACGAGAAACAGGAGCCAUUUGGCCUUGCUAAAUGGCUAACGUUUUCCAUGGCUUCGGGACAAAAGGUGCAUGUUGUUUGUGGGCAUUUUAAAGUAUUUAUUUAUUUAUUUUGGAGUAAUGAAAGUGUACUCAGUAACUUCUGCUGUAUAUUUGAAUCACACUCCGGUUAGCGUAAAGAAUAAUUGUAGACCGCGUACUAAAAUUUUGACCGAGAUAGCAUGUCGGACCUACUUAGUUGGCCGUGUUUUAAUGUAUGACGAAACAAGGGUCACCCAACGUCACAGUGGAAAUGUCUCAGCAUCGCAUAUAAAUCAUUGUGGUUACUACCAGGUAAUAUUUUUCAUUAGACAUUGGUUGUAUAGUCUAGAGAAAAGCGAAAAUAGUGAUCAAUCGUAUAUCUUUGUGAGAAAAUCCAGUCUGUGAGUGGAAAAACCAUGGAGUCAGGUGCAAGGAGAGAGAGGGAGCAAGGCGAGAGGGAGAGAGAGAUGCUGGAGAAAGUCGUGCAGGUUCUUCAGGAACAGGGCCUCCUGAUGACUGGGGAGAGCCUGGAGGAUCUAAGAACACUGAGGGAAGAGCUAAGGAAUGAAAGACAGCAGGAGAUGAGUGAGUUCAGACAGCAGUGGAUGACAGUGCUGGAGAACAUGGAGCAUCAGAGGACACAGCAACACCGAAACCUGGAAGUGUGGAGGCAUUGGCAGGAGUGCCAAUUAAGUGAACAGGUAGAGCGGUUUCAGCAGUCUGAAAUGUGGAGGAGAGAGUGUGAGGAGGAACAGGGCAGAGCACAGAUGCAUCAGAUGUCGCAGCAGUGGGGAGACAAGUACCACAGAAUACAUGCCUUGAUGUCUGAGAUGCAUGAAAACUGGAGGGACUUUGAGGAGCUGAACCGCAGAGAACAGGCGGAAGUGUUCGAGCUCUGCGAAGGGCUGAGGAGGGAAUGGGCCACCUGGACAGAACAGAGAAUGCAGGAGAGAAACCUUUUGGAAAGAGAAACCAGGGAACAUGACAGGAGGAAAGAGAGGGAGGAGUGGAGGAAGCAGAGGGAAUUCAUGGAGAUCUCGCAUGAGCGCGUGGAACUCCAACAUAAGAUGGAAAUAGAAAGGUUGGAGGUUGAGAUAAGGGAACUGAGAUCACUUAUCUUACGCAUAACUGAGGUGAAAACUGAGAGAGAGAGCACUGAGGAGACCUAUGAGCCGGUCACUCUGGCCACAGGAAAUACAACUGCGGUGCUGAUAGAGGAGGAGAUCAGCCAGAUAGAAGUGGAGAAUGAGAGGAACCUCGUCACAGUGGAGAUAGAAAGCAGUGCGAGGGAGAGCAAGAAACAGGAGAAAGAGGAGAAAGAAAGCCAGAAACACAAGAAGAAAAAGAGUUUUUGGUCACGGUUCUGCUGGAAAAAGCGAGUGACCACAAAAAAAGAGUGCUCAGAGGAGACAGUAGGACAAAGUGCUCUGAAAUUGAGGGUAGUGGGAAAAUUGACAAGUCCCAUACUAGCUGGAGAGAGCAGCAGGGAAAAAGAGAAAAAGAUAGAGGGAGUGGCCAAUGUCAGUAAGACUGAAACAGAGCAAGAACAAAAACAGAACAAGAAGACAAAAGGUUUCUGGUCUCUCUGGCGUGGGAGAAAAUAAGAUGGAGGAUAUAAGAAAAGGGCUCAGAAGGUGCUGCAGCAGAAUCACCUCUGGCUGGAGGCUACAGCAGGCCAGGCUUGGACCGAAGCAACACAGGGUGACGGAUUCCAGGACAGACCUGUACAGGCCCCUCAGAGUCACGUGGUGGUGAGGCAGUCACAGUGAGCAAACUUGGCAGGUUGGUAAAAGGUCAGCUGGUAAAGAAACAGGGAAAGUAUUGAAAUGACCAAACAGGAAGAACUAUGGUGGCCAGAUAGUUCCUUCAACUGGCAUUAACUAUUAACUCCUGUUUUUCAAUUAAUAAAAUCUAUGACCCAUCUCUCACAACCCACCCUGCAUGUCUUUUACAGGGUGAGUUGUGGAUACACUGGUGACUAUAUGUAUAUUAGCGGGUAUUUCAUAUAAACAGCAAAUUACUAAUGGUGAGAUUAAUUAAUAUACCUGAGAGAUGGGUCAUAGAUUAUUUUGCAUAUAAAUGUAUUCAAUGUUUGAUGAGGUGAUUGAGUUCCAGAGGCAGGGCGCGGAGAAGCUGAAUGUUUGAGUACCCACUGUGGAGAGGCAGGAGGGAGGUAUUGUAAGGAGGCAUGUGAAGGGUGGUAUGUAGUCCUGGAGGAGCUCGGAGAGGUAAGUUCUGCUUGAUUAACCACCUGAUGGAGCUCUGGAGCUGCCUGGGUAUGUACCCAACAGGAGACACAGCUGGGAGGCAGGGAGUGACUUCUGGAGCUGAGACUAUUUCUCCAGAGCUUGGCCAGGAUUUGGUUUUGCCUAAAUUUGAGGGGACUAGAACCAGAAAAAGUAUAGGAUUACCAAACAGGAAGAUGCAUGGUGGAUAGUUCCACUGCCCUGACCCAUUAUGGUUAUACUGUAAACCUCUGGCUAUUAGACAUAUUCAGGCUGGGUGAACUUCUUCACGUAAGUUUCAUAUUGAAAUUCACUGAAUGCAUUGUGAAUUUGCUUGGCAUAGCCAUUAGUGCACUCAUGCCUUGGGAUUCCUAGCGGUUUCACCAUUUAUUGUAGUAUGUCAUGUACAGGGGUGUGUGGCAUUCGGUCCGCCGAAGAAGUGGAUUGGUCUUGGUUGCGCCGGCUGGUGGAGAGAGCACACGCACCUGGGUUGUGUUAACUUAUCAGCCCAGGUUCUUUAAGUUGUGCUGCUCUCCACAGUCCAGGGCCGAGAUCGGGAGCUCACACAGAGAGGGCGUUUAUGAUUUUCGUGUCUUUUGUUUAACAGAGCAUUUAAGAGAGGGUUUAACAAAGCACAAAACGCAAGUAAACCUCCAAUGGAAAGUAGGAGGAGCGGGUCCAUUGUAAAGCGGGACAGCUACAGGCGGCACACUGGAAAGUGGUUGCUGUGUUUUACUUUCUUUUGUCUUUGCUUGUUGUUUUAGUUUAUUGUUUUUGCCUGGAACCCGUGAAGGGGAAGGGUGAAGAUGCUACGUUUAUUUUAUUUUGUAUUUGUGCAUGUGAACUCUCUCUCCAUGCGGCAACCAACAGUGUUCACUGGAACUGCCGCAUCUCCCUCCCAGUGGUUCAUGCUAGCGUGUGACAUUUUUGGUGCCAAAUCCCGGGAGGGAGCGGUCUCGGUGUAAGCCCAAUUAGCCUUUGGCUGCAUUCUGGGGUUGGAGGUGUGUGGCAUUCGGUUCGCUGAAGAAUCAGAUUGGUCUCAGUUGUGCCGGCUGGUGGAGAGAGCACAUGCACUUUGGUUGCAUUAAGUAAUCAGCACAGGUGCUUAAAGGUGUGUUGCUCUCCACAGUUCGGGGUCGAGAGCUCACACCAAGAGCGCGUUUAUCAUUUUUCGUGUCUUUGUUUAGUGUUUGUUUAACAGAGUGUUUUAAGAGAGGGUUUAACAAAGCACAAAACGCAAGUAAACCUCCAAUGGAAAGUAGGAGGAGCGGGUCUGCUGGAAAGCGGGACAGCUACGGGCGGCACACUGGAAAGUGGUUGCACCGUUUUACUUCGUUUUGUCUUGUUAUUUUAGCUUGUUGUUUUAGUUUAUUGCUUUUGCCUGGAAUCCGUGAAGGGGAAGGGAGAAGAUGGUUCGUUUAUUUUAUUUUGUGUUUGUGUGUGAGCUCUCUGUCUUCAUGCGGCAACCAAUGGUGUUCCCCGGAACUUCCACAUCUCCCUCCCAGGGGUAUCACGCUGGCAUGUGACAGUGUGAAAGGAAGGACCUGGAGGUUGUAUUAGCGCUAAACAUUCUGGGUGUGAAAAAUUCUUUGAUUCCUGCUGAUGUGUCUAACAAUAUAGAUCCAUUUUGUCAGAGAUCCUUGAGAAAUGUGUUGCUCAACAGCUUCCUACUUUCGUACAGGUUAAUAUUGUGUAUACGAUGGUCUCAUUGGGCAAGAUCUUUUGUGGGUCAAUCCUAACUUUCUUGCAAAUAUCAGUUUUGUCAGGGAAGAUGCAUCAUGCAUUUCUUAGGGGCUCAGGGGCAAUUUAUGGAGUGCAGCAAGGAUCUGUACUUGGUCUCUUGCUCUUUUCUUUGUAUAUGCUCCUUCUUGGGGAAACUCAAUCAAUCAAUCAAAUUUUAUUUAUAUAGCGAAUUUCACAACAACUGUCACAAUAUGCUUCACAGACAACUCUGGCCUAAGCCCCCACAGGAGCAAGCCUAAAGCUUGGAUUGGUGGCAACUAAAUGACAGUCCUGGUGUAGCGGCUCAGAUGAUGGGCGGGGCCGGGUGGCGGUGGUGGGGAGCAGCAGGUGGCGACCGAAAUGGGCAGAGUGGAGGCAGCGACGAAAGAGGGGCUGGACCGUGGUGGGGGAGUCCAGACGACAGCACCCGCCGACAGCGUGCGGAAGAAAAUUUGAAGUGACCAUUAUGGAAUGUGCAAACUAAAUUAAAUGGUGUUAACUACCACAGCUAUAGACACAGCACAAAUUUAUCAGUAACCUUUAUUUUAGUGAUGUCCCAAUCCAGGUUUUUUGUCUCCCAUUCCUAUUUGAGUACAGUAACAUUCAGUAUUGGCCAAUACUAUUCCAAUACAUAUAUUUCUUGUUAUUUGUCUUUUUAAAAUUAUUCAACAGCUAGCCAAGGAACAACAAAUUUAGCAUAAAAUCAACAAUACAAUUCUAGGGCAGGCAAGAUGACCUUAAAUAAAUUAUACGGAAAUUAAAAUAAUUCUGCUUUAGAAAAAAUAGGCCUAAAUACAGGUACACAAUAUGGCUGGCUGUAUUUCUUUUUCUAUUUAAAAUGCACCAUUAUGAAAUGGUAGGCUACAGACUGAAGUAGAGCUGGGUGAUAUGGCCACAAUAUCACAAUAUUUUUCAUAUUGAUGGUAUGACAGGAUGCAAAUGGCAGGAGACAUAAUCUGAAAGCCUACUGUGACUACUAAAAUAAGAAUCAAUUAAAAUAAUCCAUUUCACUGUUUUUGUUGGGAGCAUGAACAAAAAUGACAAUAAGACAGUAAAAGCAGUAAAAUAUCAAUUACACAUAAAAUACAUUACUUAUUGCAAAAAAUUGGUAAAAAUGUAUUUUUUUAAAUUAUCAAUAAUAAUAAAAAAUAGCAAUAAUAAUAUUUAAGAACAAGUGUAUUCAAUUUAAAACCAAUCGUACAGUUAUUGUGUUACUUUUGAGUAAUUCUGGACAUUUACAUGACCAUACCACGUUCUUUAAAGUGCACAAUUGUGUCGAUAUCACAAAUGGACAUGCUGUCAGGCAGAAGCCAUUGACAUUGAAUUCAAAUUUCUGCCUGAUGCAUUUUUAAAAAAUGACACGUGAACUACCAGCAUGGCCUCUGUGAUCGACUAGUCGAUCGUGAUUAAUGUAUUGGGCUUUCUAUUUAUGGAUAAUGUGAAAAAUAGAGGGCCCAAGAUUAAGCCUUGUGGCACAACCGUUGCAACCUCUCAAACGGCUUAAAAUAAUUUUCAUCAAAACCAAUAGAUUUGAGUCAAUCUAAAAGAAUGAAGAAAAGACUUUCAAUAAGUCAAUAAACAAAGCAAGGAAAUUGGGAACGGACAAGUAAUUUACUACUUUACUGGCUGCAGUCAAUUUGCAGUGACCAGGCCUGAAACCAAACUGAUGGGAAUUUAAAAUAAUAUGAUAAGACUGGAUUUGACUUAAUUUUUCAAUAUUAGGCAAUAAUUAUUUGGAUAACUUGCAUUACUGCUUUAAGGAUAAUAUGUAUGUUGCUGUCCAAACAUUUGGAACAUAGUGAUGCUUUUUCAUGUAAAUUACCAGCAGAAAUAAAUUGUUCAUUAAAAA